Aegilops tauschii subsp. strangulata is the source of this 1934-nucleotide messenger RNA. RefSeq lists its product as uncharacterized. Gene Ontology annotation, biological process: regulation of DNA-templated transcription. NCBI's taxonomy places the organism in Eukaryota, Viridiplantae, Streptophyta, Magnoliopsida, Poales, Poaceae. The record is from RefSeq and is a predicted model, not a curated record. Gene Ontology annotation, molecular function: DNA binding; DNA-binding transcription factor activity.
GCUCCGCUCGUCUCCUCUCCUCCUCGCGUCGCUAAACCCCCUCCCCUCCCCUUCCGGAAAUCAAGAAACCAGAGAGACCUCCACUCCCCCGCGCCACUCCGAUCCCCUCCGCCCCCGCCCGAUCCGCCGUCUCAUUCCCUCUCCGCUCCCCCCCGGGGAUCGCAGUGGCACCCGCGGCUCCAGCAAGCAAAGUUGGAGUAGAGACCGCCAGCACGAGCGAUCGCUCUUUGAUUUAUGUCGCCUGCUCUACUGCUCCAUGGUUCUGAGCUCCCAUCACCAUCACCUCCUUCCGCUUUUUGUUGCCUUCUCCCCCAAGCUCGGCAGAGGGGCGCCAGAACUCAAGAUUAUCGCUUCAAGAUCUCCCGGUAAAUUUGGAUUUGGGGUGAAGUACUCUGGAUUUCUGCAUUUAGACCAGUGCCCCGUGCACGCGAAGUAACAACAUACAAGAAUCCCCCAAAUCAAGAUAAGCUUGGUUUGGUUUGGGUGGAUUUAAGUUCAGCACUCCUUCAUUUUCAUUGACACAUUCCUCCAGUUCAUAAACAACCAGCCAGAAAGCAGAUUUCUUUUGUGAGUCUUCACAAAAAGAGAAUAACUCCGUCUUCUCUCCAGUUUUAAUCAGAAGUUUGAGACAACUCUGCUUCUGAUUUCGGAGAUUGUGCGCUCAGGCUCUAACUAAAACAGGAGCUUGUCCUGGGUUUUAAGAUUUCAGUCGGUUGUAGUCACGGUUAAUAAUUCAAUAAUCUCUGGAUCUUACUUAAGAUCAAGGGGCUUGUUGCACAAAGAGAUGAUGUUGCCUUCUUCGAGGAAGGUUCGCAUUUCCUGCUGUGAUCCUGACGCCACCGAUUCUUCUGAUGAAGAUGAUCGGCAUGCAAAGAAGGAAAAGAGAAUGACAAUGGAAGUACUAGUUCCAAUGAAAACCUCUGGACCCCUCAAGUCUCGAAAGACCCUUGUGCCAUGUGGCACAAAGAAAUCAAUUGGUACAGAGAAGAAGCAACCAACCAGCAAGUACCCUGGUGUGCGCCUGCGGUCAUGGGGUAAGUGGGCUGCAGAGAUACGUGAUCCCGUGAGCAAGACCCGGAAAUGGAUUGGCACAUUUACCUCCGAGGAGGCCGCUGCUGCAGCAUAUGUGGCAGAACGGAACCGGGUACGCACUGAGAUGUUGGCCAUCAAAUCUCGGUCACCUCCAUCAGAUCAUGAAGCUUUGUCCAGCGAAGCUACUGUAUCCUGUGUGUCUUCAUCUGUGUCGUUCGGCGACCAGAAAGCACAAGAGGUACACAAGUUAGCGUCAAUGGAGAUAGACCCUGACACUGCUGAUGAGAGCUUACUGCACUGCUCACCGGAACCGCUAGGUAAAGAAAUCCAGGUAGAUGCAUUCCUUGGCCGGAUGAAUGUUGAUAAAAGCUUGGUGCACUGCUCAUCGACACCUAGCGAUGAAGAAAUUCCAGUGGAUGCAUUCUGCAGCCAGAUGAAUGAGCUUCCUCCUAUCAGUGACUAUGUUUGCACAACUGACAAACUCUCACUGGAUGAUAUUUCAAGGCUGGCAGAUAUGUUUCCUGUCAAUGACUUUGUCGACACAACAGGUGAGCCGCCUGGUGACGACUACAUCGGGCUGGCAGACAUCAGCCAUCUACCGAUGCCAAUGUUCGAGUUGGAUGCACAACUUAAUUGGGAAGGUUUCGACUUUGCUUCGAUGGAACGUGAACUAGAGAAACUUUGAGGCCUCAACACCAUUGAGGUUUUCGUCUUUCUGAGAGAUGUCAGGGUGAGUUUGUGAUCAGGAGAUGUGUUCAUCUCCAAUUUUUGUCGGAAAUUGUACAGUCUUCCCCCCUAGAUUAAUCUGGUUGAGCCUUAUAUGUACCGUGUAAUAUGUACAUGAUCAUCUAAUUUGAAUCUGCUAUGAAGUUCAUAAUGGAAGCUCCAUCUUCUAUUUUUCA